GUCUACAGCCCAACAACUCCCUCGGAUGGAGACGAUCAGACGACCUUUACCAGCAUCAGUUGCUGCUCCUUUGUCCUCCUGCGAUUCCGAUGCCAAACCCACACACGCAACGCAAGCACAUAUGCAUUGACUGCUCCCCAACCCCAGCUCCAGCUCCAGCUCCUCCCAUCCGUCUAGACGGUCAUAUAUAGCUCAAUAGCUGCUCCGGCCGCGCGGACCGGCAGGUACAAAGGUCACAACUCACAAGCCGAUCCCAGAGAAAGGAGGAGGGUGUUAGCCUAGCUAGCUGGAGAUCCACCACAGAGCGAGCAUCGAUCAAGCGGGCUACCCAGAGAAAGGAGGAGGGUGUUAACCAGGCGGGCAUGGCGGGGCUGCAGCGGUCGAGCGAGACGUUCCGGCGGUCUGGGUCGUCGGGGAUGGUGUGGGAGGACAAGCAGCAGCUGUCGGCGUCGGGCAAGGAGGCGGCGGCCCCGGCGCGGAUGCAGCGGAGCGGCUCCAGCGGGGGGCACGGCGGGUACAGGGCGGGGCACGUCCAGCCGGCGCUCGACCCACCCUCCCCGCGCGUCGCCGCCUGCGGCUUCUGCAGCCUCUUCGGCAAGCAGGCGCCCCAGCCGCAGCACCGCGCGGGCGGCGGCAGCGCCAAGGGGAAGCGCCGGUGAGCGAGGGACCAGCUUGCCGCUUGCGUUACUUGUGCCUUGUGCGCGCAGCUAUGUACAUGUAUGCCAGCCAGACUUGUGCCUCUGAUUCUGUUGGACACGGCACCUUCUUGCGCUAGACUUAGUACGAAUGAUGUGGGGGCGUUGGUGUUGAUUUCAACGCGUAACUUAUGUAUUGAUGCUCGUAUAUAUCCAUGUAGGACAUGUCGUCUUGUUCUUGUAAUAUUCUCCGUCAUAGUAAAAUUGUGCCUU
Messenger RNA from Triticum aestivum (bread wheat), 908 nucleotides. Its product is annotated as MAPK kinase substrate protein At1g80180. The transcript has a single exon. Bases 363 to 659 code for a protein of 98 amino acids. NCBI's taxonomy places the organism in Eukaryota, Viridiplantae, Streptophyta, Magnoliopsida, Poales, Poaceae. The record is from RefSeq and is a predicted model, not a curated record.